Molecule: messenger RNA, 489 nt
Organism: Coprinopsis cinerea okayama7#130
Lineage: Eukaryota; Fungi; Basidiomycota; Agaricomycetes; Agaricales; Psathyrellaceae
Exons: 3
Coding region: 1-489 (162 amino acids)
Source: RefSeq, a predicted model, not a curated record
AUGUGCACUAUUAGAAACUACUGCAGCGCCUACUACUGCGAACAGAUCAAAGAAAUCGACUCUGACGAGUCUACAGAACUUGAGUACCAGACGUUCGAGAUUACCAGGCCUGAGAACCAAAAGCGCCACACUAUUGUUGGGUUCGGUACCUCCACAUACGAGCAAAUUGACCCUCGUUUCGAUACAACAGGGGUGAGCUUCCCGCGCCUCAAACCAGGCCAGCGGAGGCGCGCUUCUGACUCGACUACCUCCUCCGUUUCUGCCACAGGUAACAGCCCGAACACCUCACGACGAGCUAGUUGGUCUCGCUCUCGGACACACCCGGACGGACUCGCAGCGCUGCUUACUACCCUUCCCGAGUCUGGUUCUCCGCGUGAGCACUUUGAAGUACUCGUCUAUAAACUGAAGAGGUUAGCCGAGGAAAAAGCUUUGGAGGCGUCGGAAGCUGACCAGGACUCUAUCCCCGAUAGCGAAGAGACAGUCGAGUGA